Aspergillus pseudoviridinutans is the source of this 3813-nucleotide messenger RNA. RefSeq lists its product as uncharacterized. The coding region runs from base 1 to 3813 and encodes 1270 amino acids. The record is from RefSeq and is a predicted model, not a curated record. The transcript has 2 exons. NCBI's taxonomy places the organism in Eukaryota, Fungi, Ascomycota, Eurotiomycetes, Eurotiales, Aspergillaceae.
AUGUCCGUUCUCCGACAUGGAGGUUCAUACCUCCAGCGACGUCUUACCAAAAUGUAUACAGAUACAAAGACCUCGUGUGAGAGUGUUACGACGGCUUCGAAGGCUGUCGAUGAUCCGGAACUCGUCGCUCUGCAUCGGAGCUUUGGGACGCAGCGGGAUCGGCUUCUUGCUUGGGGUCUAGACUGGAGCGACGCUGGCGCCGCACAGCCGAACGAUAUCGAUGAAUCGCUCACGCAAGCCGGGUUUAGCGAUGUCGUGGAAAGCGUUAUGUCUUCCAUCCAGGAGUUACUAAGUGAAGCGGAACGCAUCCAACAUGGGGGUUCAUCCGAUUUACCUCCCAAAGGCGCUCAGAAGGACUCUACAUCGAAAGACAGCCUUCCUGCUCUGCCAGCCAAGACGCACUGGACUAAUGAAGACAUUACACGCUCCAAGAGCCUCCUUGCCGACUUGACUGCUUGCAUCGACACUUUGUACGAUUUGUCGCGCUCGCGCCGAAACAUGACCUCCAGCGGGCAGUCGGCUGUGCGGGGUCGCCAACGACAUGCGCUCAGAACCGGAGACGAGUCUGUCUACUCCUAUCCCGAUUCCAAGUCAUACCACGGCUCUCCGCUUGAUACGAAGGAGGCCUACCACAGCCCCAAAGCGCAUCAAGAUCCUUUCGACUAUGCGUCGCCCGUUGUCAGCGCUUUGGAGAAGCAGUCACAUAAAUCUUCCCUUUCAUCCCAAAGCUUCCUCAUUGAUCGCUCUGCUUUGCAGCUCUCCGGUGCGUCCCACGACAACAGCCCACCGCCGUAUGAGAUGGUAGCUGCUUCCACGAAUUCUCGGGCCAUUGGACGUAUCAAGACGUCGGCUUCUCCGCUCUUGGCGGGCGCCAAGGAGUCUACCGUAUCCAUCUUGGUUGAGUAUACGCCAAUGAUGCUGGAAACUCAACGCGACAUCACUUUGCCGGAGCAGAAGCGACUCGAACAUGUGCAACAGACCCUUGAUCAGCUCGUCCAAAACGCAAGGGUAUCCCAUCUGGGUUUGAUGAGAUUCCUUGGCUUCUACAUCGACAUGCCCAAUUCGCGAUAUGCGUUUAUCUAUCAAAUGCCAAUCGACUAUUUCCCCUUCCUGCACAAUCCUUCCGAUCUCCUGAGCGGCCUGAAGCCGAAGCCUCUAGUCUCUCUCUUUCAAACAAGCGAUGAUCAACGGGUCCCCAACCUCGAAACCCGUCUUCGGCUGGCUUAUGACCUUUUGAUGGCUGCGCUACACCUUCGAAGCCAGAAUCUCGUGCACGGUAACAUCAACAGCGGUAACGUGCUCAUCUUCCCCGGUGCCACCAGCUCAAACAACGACGAGGUGGCCCUUACGGAGGAUCUUCGACGGCCCUAUUUGACAUCCUUCGCUCAAUUCUCUGGUACUGCGACAUCACCGGAGCCUUUAUCUUCGAGCAUGUAUCGUCAUCCCGACGAUAAGAGGUCCCUUGAGGAUAAUGCGGCCUGGUCCUAUGAUCUGUAUUCCCUAGGUCUCGUGUUGAUGGAAAUUGGCCUGUGGACGCCAAUCAGCCGACUUUGGAAGAUGAAAUACACCAAUUCGAUGUUUAAGCAGAGAAUCGAAAAUGUUUAUCUGCAGAAGCUGGGUCCGAAGUGCGGCAGUGCAUUCCUUCACGUCGUCCAACUGUGUCUGGACGCCCCCAACUUCCAUUUAUCAACGCAGCCAUUUGAGGACUUCAACUUGAGAGUUCCUCAGACAUAUCAUUAUCCUGUUUUGGAUCUUUCUGCGCCAGACGGUAUCUUUUCUUUCUCCAUGAACUUCCUUUAUACAAUGUGCAAGAUCGUUUGGUCUUGUUGCAGAAUUGACAUUUUCUCUGCACCGGCCGCAGAGGAGUUGGAUGAUUGCCUUCCCCUUGCGCUCGUUCCUCAAACAGAGACAGAGCAUGUGCACAAGAGUCUUCAGAAGUACGCGCCUGAACCUCAGCGACUGACACGUCGCCAUGGUUCAUAUCCUGCUCUUCAAGUGCAAGAUAUGCGAGUCUUGAGGGAGAAGAUGGGGCUGGAGGAGAAGAAGGCAAAGAAGAGGACAUUCAAAAAGCUUACCAACGUCGAGAUUCCUCAAGACCACCUCAACGAAUGGAAUUUCCAGAUGCUUCCACGAUUGAGAAAACUUCUUCAGAAGAUUCUUAAAGACUCGUCCGAAUCCUGUGGCGUCACUCUGAUGAUGACUGGCGAUUCGGCUGAAACUGCCAAGACGACUAUCUGUGUUACCUGCGCGAGUGCAAAGAAGGUAAGAGCCGCCUUGAGGAAGUACUUUGUGCUCGAUGAUAGGGAAGAUUGGGACAUCAUCGUGCUUCGUGGGGAUAUCCAACGCUCCAAAGUUCCGCGAAAGAAAAAGCGCAGGCCGGCAAAGAGAUCGCAGACGGCGGGUGCUCCGGCGUUUCCCGAGCGAGAUCUCAAUCCCUGCUAUCAGCCACGACCGCUUUGUGGCGCGUCCAUUGGCGCCUUUCAGAAUGAGGAGCAUCUCCCUCCUGUGUCCUAUGGGGGUGCCAUCUUGGUGGACGGUAUGCCUUAUGGUAUGACGGUCCAUCACAUGCUUGAGGCACCUAGUGAUGAUGAGGGAGAAGAGGAGGUGCAGAAUCGGAAUGUCGGGGGACCAUUUCGCUCAGCUGGGAAUUGGCCGGGAGAAUCCGCCCCCUCGAACAAUGAUUUCAUGUACACCUGGUGCGACGAGGAUCCCUCUGAAGUUGACUUGGAAUUCGAGAUCUCGGAAGACGAGGAUGGCGAUGACGUCUCCCUCUCUCCGAGCUUGGAAGGAACUUACGAGGACCAUUGGCUCUCAGACACUUAUUCUUCGGACGAAGAAGGCUUUGAUAUUGAUGACCCCUAUGAGGAUGAAGAUGCGGCCUCGAUUGGCGACACGGCCGGAGUCGAGCCGGGUGAUGAGCCGCCUUUAUUUGUUACUCAACCAGCAAUCGAUGACGUCCAUGAGGAUUUCUUCCCGUCGCCCGAGGAUCGUGAUGAUGAGCACUUGGCGUCUCACUCGCUCGGGUUCGUCCAUGCAUCAUCGGGCGUUCGCCGAUGGACUCGAAAAGGCAUCAAGCAUGAAAUUGACUGGGCGUUGAUCAAGAUCAAUGAUGACCGGUUAGAUGCGCGCAACAUUGUGUUUGACAAGACGCCGCCAUCAAUGUCCCGAGGUGUCUCGAGACGGGGCCCUGGAGGACCACCUUCACAUACAGGGGAAGCCAUCUUUCUCAAUGACGUAGCACGGAUGGAGGAGCUGGGCGGUUUGAAGGUUCAUUGUUGCGGUCGGACAAGUGGUCUGCAGACUGGGCAGAUUUCCCGGGCGAUGACCAUUGUCAAACUGCACGGACGACAAACUUUCUCCACUAGUUUCUGUGUGGAUGGAAACUUUGGAGUCCCCGGAGACUCAGGAGCCUGGGUUUUCGACAAGUCGACGGGCCGUGUCUGCGGCCAUGUCCUGGCCUGGUCGGAGAAAAGCCACACAGCCUACAUCGCUCCCAUGGAAGUGUUACUAGAGGACAUUGCUCGCACCCUGAAAGCUAGCAUUGUCACUCUGCCCGGUGGCCGGGACGAGUCUCUCGCCUUCGCGAUGGCUCACGGCCCAAUGCCUGAACCUCAGAACCCGCGUUACCAGGCGCCUCUCCCUCUCCCGCAGCAGGUCCCGGUGGACAUUGGCCGGUUAAGCCUGGGCCUAGACGAGCCCGGGAUGGGUACUGUCAACCCCAGCCGCGGCAUACCACAGGUGUCGUCCACUCCCUACCGAGGGAUGCCACCUAUCCUCUCCCCGCCACGCAGCCUAGAAAGACAGCUUGCGUAG